Molecule: messenger RNA, 3677 nt
Organism: Leopardus geoffroyi (Geoffroy's cat)
Lineage: Eukaryota; Metazoa; Chordata; Mammalia; Carnivora; Felidae
Gene: NYX
Product: nyctalopin
Exons: 3
Coding region: 341-1759 (472 amino acids)
Cellular component (GO): extracellular matrix
Molecular function (GO): protein binding
Source: RefSeq, a predicted model, not a curated record
UCUGUCACUGGCUUUGGUGAUUCGAAAGGCAGACACAUUCUUUCAUCUCUGUUGAUCCUCAUCUGAUACAGGAUUUUCCUGCCAUUAAAUCUGGAGAAAGAAAAAUAAGCGCUCAAACCUGCACAAGCAAGUAUUCCUCCUCGACUCCUGCUCACCACCCCACCCCCCUUUACUCUGUCGGACCAUUUUUAGCAUCUGUGGCUGCGGGACUCCGGAGAUGGAUGGGCUGGGGGAGCCGAAGGGCACCUCUGAGGAGGAGCAGGACCAGGCAGACCCCCAGGACAGUAGGGCUUCCACAGCUGGGUGGCUCUAAGCCACCAGGUGCGUGAAAGGCCACGGGAUGCUGGUGCUGCUGCUGCAUGCGGUAGUCCUCGGCCUGCUCAGCGCCUGGGCAGAGGAGGCGUGCACGCGUACCUGCCCGGCCGCCUGCGCCUGCAGCAGCACCGAGCGCGGCUGCUCCGUGCGCUGUGACCGCGCAGGCCUCCUGCGGGUGCCGGCCGAGUUUCCGUGCGAGGCAGCCUCCAUCGACCUGGACAGGAACGGCCUGCGCUUCCUGGGCGAGCGGGCCUUCGGCACGCUGCCGUCGCUUCGCCGCCUGUCGCUGCGCCACAACAACCUGUCCUUCAUCACGCCCGGCGCCUUCAAGGGCCUGCCGCGCUUGGCCGAGCUGCGUCUGGCGCACAACGGCGAGCUGCGCUACCUGCACGCGCGCACCUUCGCCGCGCUCAGCCGCCUCCGCCGCCUCGACCUGGCCUCCUGCCGCCUCUUCACGGUGCCUGAGCGCCUCCUGGCCGAGCUGCCCGCCCUGCGAGAGCUCGCCGCCUUCGACAACCUGUUCCGCCGCGUGCCCGGCGCGCUGCGCGGCCUGGCCAACCUGACGCAUGCGCACCUGGAGCGCAGCCGCAUCGAGGCGGUGGCCUCUAGCUCGCUGCAGGGCCUGAGGCGCCUGCGCUCGCUCAGCCUGCAGGCCAACCGCGUCCGCGCCGUGCACGCAGGCGCCUUUCGCGACUGCGGCGCCCUGGAGCAUCUGCUGCUCAAUGACAACCUGCUGGCCGAGCUGCCUGCCGAAGCCUUCCAAGGCCUGCGCCGCCUGCGCACGCUCAACCUGGGCGGCAACGCGCUGGGCCUUGUGGGGCGCGCCUGGUUCGCCGACCUGGCGGAGCUUGAGCUGCUCUACCUGGAUCGCAACAGCAUCGCCUUUGUGGAGGAGGGCGCCUUCCAGAACCUCUCGGGCCUCCUUGCUCUGCACCUCAAUGGCAACCACCUCACCGUGCUGGCCUGGGCUGCCUUCCAGCCUGGCUUCUUCCUGGGCCGCCUCUUUCUCUUCCGCAACCCGUGGCGCUGUGACUGUCGCCUGGAGUGGCUGCGGGACUGGAUGGAGAGCUCCGGGCGCGUGGCCGACGUGCCGUGCGCCUCCCCAGGCUCCGUGGCCGGCCUGGACCUCAGCCAGGUGGCCUUUGCGCGCACUUCCGAUGGCCUCUGUGUGGAUCCCGAGGAGCUGAACUUCACCGCAUCCAGUCCAGGCCCGUCCCCAGAGCCUGCGGCCACCACCGUGAGUAGGUUCAGCAGCCUCCUCUCCAAGCUGCUGGCCCCAAGGGCCCCGGUGGAGGAGGUGGCCAACACUACUGAGGGAACGCUCAACACCUCUCUGUCUGACAGCCUUCUCUCCGGCGGGGUCGUUGUUUUGGGCCACAGCACCUGGUUUCUCCUCGGCUCUGGUCUCCUGCUCAUCGUGGUGUUUGUCCUACACAUGGACUGACCUUGCCUCACUGGGGUGGCCCAGAUUGCCUUGGCCAGUGGAGGAAAGUUGAGUUAACUGGCUUGAGGUGUUUGUGGUGGGGGAAGAGGGGAACUGGAUGGGGCAGGUGGUGAAAAUUCCAGCCCAGGAUGGAAGGGACAGUUUACUUCCAGAGAUGGUCCUAGGAGGAGGAGAGCCCUGGGCAGUGCCACACCGGGAUGGGGUGAAGGUGGGGAGAAGAAUGGAUUUAUGCUCAUGUCACCUGGGCAUCAAUUGGACAAGAGAAGCAAGAGUGAACAUGGGCCCUCCAGUGAGAAGAUUAGGAAUUGGAAGCUCUUAGGGCUACAGCGCUCUACCCCCAUCCCUUGCCCCCAUCUUCCAGGACACAGAGACUGCAGUGCCUGAAUUAGAGUCAAUCCAGUGGCUAAAUACUAAGAACUGUGCUAGUUUUCCUGGCAGGACAGCCCAUUAAGCCCAGUCCCUUUGUUUUCUACCACAAUUGCGCUCCCCCUCCCCUAGGGGCAAGGGCCACUAGGAUCCAGAAAGAUGGACAGGACAGGAGAGAAGGGGGAUGUGAGAGGAACUUAGACUGGAGGGAGGUGGCCAUGGUUCCUGGGGUCUGGAAUGUGUUAAGAGGCAUUGAAAACAAAGACCCGUUUCACUUACUCCACAAUUAUUCCCAGGGGUGGCCUUAGCCACAAAGCAACUUUAGGGCAGGGUAGGGGAAAAAAGAGGGGGAGAGGGUUUCUGUAUACAAAUAAAUGGGUAAAAUCCUAAGAUUAAAAAAAGAAAAACGUUAAACAAGUUUUUGUACCUCAGGAGUUUUUUUUAGAGUCUUUCAUAUGCAAACAUGCAUUGUGAAUCUCCAGGAAGGCCACAAAAUCCUCUUUUCUUAGGUUUUGUGGGAAGAGUGUCCGGAGGACAGAGAUGCUGUUAGUAGGGCAGGGAGUCUUCAGCUUGGAUGAUCCCAUUAGGUGCGGAAAUCAUUAUGGGCGGCACACUUUGGGGCUGACUAAUGGCCAGGAGGAAAGGAGGCAGCCAAUAGCUGGGAAGGGGGCCUGACAGAUUUCCCAGGGUGGGAGUUGGCCAACUCUAAGCCCCCAGGCCUGAGUGCCAGGGCAAAUUCUGUAUGUCUGCUAAAUACUUGCUCAAGCAGUUCUCCACGCACAAGUAAUGAUGACUUCAUUCGUCAACUUGCUGGAAAUCCGCAGUUUUAAUGUCCUGAAUUCCUCUGUCUAUAUUUACAGAGCUGGGUUUUCAAAGCUCACAUAAUUCAGGGUGCACCAAGCUGUCAGGUCUUCAUGGUGAUAGUACUUCUGUGUCUGUAGGUGAUACUAAACAUUAGAAAUGUUGGAGAAAGACCUCUGAGGGUAGGAGUGUUCAAACGGGCUGUGACCAUUAGUGGUCAAUCAACUCAAUUUAAUGGGUCACAACCAGCGUUCAAAAAAAAACCAAAAAAACAAAAAAACAACCAAGGUAGAAUAGAACAGAAAAGACAGAGUCUCACAUGUAACAAGUAUUGUUUUGUAAAACUUAAUUUGUAUGCAUUUAUUCAUAUUAUAUGUGUAUGUAUGUAUGUUGUGUCUGGAUUGCUGCGUACAAUUUAUAUUUUAUUGUAGGCUGUUGUUUUUUUCUCUUGUGGGCUAUUGUUAAGAAAGUUUGAAAGUCACUAAUCUGGAGCCUGCAUGAUUUUUAAAAACUUUUUAUUUUGAAAAGUCUCAAACUUACAGAAAAGUUGCCAGAAUAAUAGAAUGAACACUCUGGCCGUUCACCUAGGUUUCCCAGUUGUUAACAUUUUACUGUAUUUGAGGUAUAUAGUUUGAGUUAGUUGUAAACAUCACAGCCCUUCACCCCUAAAUACCGUAGUAUGUAUUUCCUAGUCAGGAACUUUAUCAUUGAUAGAAUAGUAUUAUUUAAAAUAUACUCUAUAGUGAAAUUU